Molecule: messenger RNA, 579 nt
Organism: Spirometra erinaceieuropaei
Lineage: Eukaryota; Metazoa; Platyhelminthes; Cestoda; Diphyllobothriidea; Diphyllobothriidae
Source: the annotation of a GenBank genome assembly
GACUGGUUCGACGACAACGACGCCGCCAUCAGAAAUCUGCUUGCUGAGAAGAACCGCCUACACAAAGCCUACGUAGAUCACCCCACUGAGGACAACAGAGCUGCCUUCUACCGCAGUCGCCGCCAACUUCAGCAACGACUGCGCGAGAUGCAGGACGCCUGGACUGCUCGCAAAGCUGAGGAGAUCCAAGGCUACGCGGACCGCAACGAAUGGAAGAACUUCUUCUCUGCGAUCAAAGUUGUCUACGGUCCGCCGACGAAGGGCACUGCUCCUCUCCUCAGCGCCGACGGCAACACUCUCCUGACUGAGAAGACGCAAAUCCUACAGCGAUGGGCCGAGCACUUCCGAGGCGUCCUCAACCGCCCUUCCGUCAUCUCCGACGCCGCCAUCGCGCGUUUGCCGCAAGUCGAGACCAACGCGGACCUAGACCUCCCGCCAUCUCUCCAGGAAACCAUCAGGGUCGUGCAGCAGCUCUCCAGCGGGAAAGCACCCGGAUCGGACGCAAUCCCUGCUGAGGUCUACAAGCACGGAGGUCCCCAACUGAUGGAUCACCUGACUGCGCUCUUCCAGGAGAUGUGA